AUGGCUGGAGGCUUCGGUAUUGAGAGUAGUAAGAAGGGGGUUGAAUACCCCGGUAAGGUUACUUCUUAUGUAUUGGUAACCUGCAUUGUUGCUGCUAUGGGUGGGUUGAUCUUCGGUUAUGAUAUUGGUAUCUCUGGUGGGGUGACAUCUAUGGCUCCGUUUCUGAUAAAAUUUUUCCCAUCUGUUUACCACAAGGAGGCCUUAGAUAAAUCAACCAAUCAAUACUGCAAAUUUGAUAAUUUCUACUUGACUAUGUUUACUUCUUCUUUAUAUUUGGCUGCGCUUGUGGCGUCGUUUUUUGCAUCAUGGGUGACGAGAAAGUUGGGGCGAAAGGUAUCCAUGAUGCUUGGUGGUUUGAUCUUUUUUGCCGGAGCAGCCAUCAAUGCCUUUGCUCUAGCCAUUUGGAUGCUCAUUGUGGGUCGCAUUUUGUUAGGUCUUGGCGUUGGUUUCUCCAUCCAGUCUGUACCACUAUAUGUCUCAGAGAUGGCUCCAUACAAGCACCGUGGUUCUCUAAAUAUAGUCUUCCAAUUAUCAAUCACAAUAGGCAUUUUCGUGGCGAAUUUGGUUAACUAUUUCACUCAAAAUAUCAAAGGCGGCGAAGGAUGGCGCUAUAGCCUUGGCGGUGCCAUGGUUCCUGCAGCAUUCAUUUUCUUUUCUGCAUUAUGUCUUCCCAAUACUCCAAACUCUAUGCUUGAAAGAGGCGACAAAGAAAAAGCCCGAGCAAUGCUCAGACGCAUCCGCGGUGUGUCCGACAAGGAAAUCGAAGCGGAGUUUAACGAUUUACUGGCCGCCAGUGAAGCCUCAAAGCUAGUGAAACAUCCAUGGAGGAACCUCCGAAAGAGACAUUAUCGACCACAUUUGGUUAUGGCCGUAUUGAUUCCAUUUUUCCAACAACUGACCGGCAUCAAUGUGGUCAUGUUUUAUGCUCCUGUGCUGUUCAAAACUAUUGGAUUCGGAGACAACGCGUCUCUCGGCUCUGCAGUCAUCACUGGUAUUGUUAAUAUGAUGUCAACUUUUGUUUCCAUCUACGGGACUGAUAAAUGGGGCAGAAGGUUCCUCUUUCUUGAAGGUGGAAUACAAAUGUUCAUAUUUCAGGGUCUGGUGGCAGGUUUUAUUGGGUGGAAAUUCGGAUUAACUGGUCAAGUAACCGACUUACCGAAAUGGUAUGCAAUUAUUCUAGUGGUCUUCAUUUGUGUGUAUGUUUCUGCAUUUGCCUGGUCAUGGGGGCCUCUUGGAUGGCUAGUGCCGAGUGAAAUUUUCCCACUGGAGAUUCGAUCAGCUGGGCAAAGUAUUGUGGCUUCUGUAAACAUGUUUAUGACAUUUCUGGUUGCGCAGUUAUUCCUGUCGAUGCUUUGUCACUUGAAGUUUGGUUUGUUCAUCUUCUUUGCAUUUUUCGUCGGAAUAAUGACUGUAUACAUCCAUCUCUUCCUGCCGGAGACCAAGAACAUUCCCAUCGAAGAGAUGUCGAGAGUAUGGAGAGAACACUGGUUUUGGAAGCAUUACGUGCCUGAAGUGACCACUGACGUCUAA
Molecule: messenger RNA, 1530 nt
Organism: Pistacia vera
Lineage: Eukaryota; Viridiplantae; Streptophyta; Magnoliopsida; Sapindales; Anacardiaceae
Product: sugar carrier protein C-like
Exons: 4
Coding region: 1-1530 (509 amino acids)
Biological process (GO): monosaccharide transmembrane transport
Cellular component (GO): membrane
Molecular function (GO): monosaccharide transmembrane transporter activity
Source: RefSeq, a predicted model, not a curated record